Messenger RNA from Brassica oleracea var. oleracea, 1894 nucleotides. Its product is annotated as probable glycosyltransferase At5g03795. Gene Ontology annotation, molecular function: glycosyltransferase activity. The transcript has 5 exons. The coding region runs from base 209 to 1852 and encodes 547 amino acids. NCBI's taxonomy places the organism in Eukaryota, Viridiplantae, Streptophyta, Magnoliopsida, Brassicales, Brassicaceae. The record is from RefSeq and is a predicted model, not a curated record.
CUCCACUUCUCUCCCUCUGGAUCGAGAAAAAUAAAUCUCCGAUCCAUUCUUAUCUCCAAUCACCGUAAACACCAAGGAUUAUUUGAUCUCUUUCUAAACUUAGGGUUUGUGAGUUUGAUUCGGAGAUUCAAAAGAGAAUCUGCCAAUGGAGCGUUGUUUGUUGCGUAUAGAAGAAGAAACGAGUUAGGGUGAGAUUUGAUUUGUGUAGAUGGUGACGAUAAAAAGCCCUUUGAGGAUAUUCAUAGAGGUUUCGAUGAAGGAAUUGAUUAGAGGUUUCAGGAGGCAAAGGAUCAGAUGGAGAAACGCGUUUCUUCUCGGUUCUAUAAUGACCACCAUUGUUAUUCUUCUUCACACACCCACGUUUUCUAUCUUCUCCGAUGAUGAAGAAACCGAGUCUUCUUAUUCUUCGCCUAUUUACUUGAACGGCUCUCUUCAUUUGAACAUCCAAAUUGUUAGUGAAGCAAAGGUUGAAAACUUUCCCUCUCUUACAACGUCUCCUGUAGUGAAAACGAAUUCUUCCUCCGAGUUCAAACGUGUAGAUGGAGAAACCAAUCUACCGAGGAAAAGACAGAAAAGGAAGGGAAGAAAGAAGACAAAAGACGAUCUCAUUCUCACCGAUCCUCCACCAGCACCACGACAUGUUCUUUCUUCCUUAGAGAGACGUGCUCUUUCAUUGCCACCAAAGGAAGCCUUAGCUUUUGCAAAGCUGGAGAUUCAGCGAGCACCUGAAGUCGAGAAUGACACGGAACUGUUUGCUCCAGUGUUUCGUAAUCUCUCUAUUUUCAAAAGGAGCUAUGAGCUUAUGGAACUUAUUUUAAAGGUCCACAUAUACCCCGACGGAGAGAAACCGAUAUUCCAUCAGCCGCAUUUGAAUGGUAUAUAUGCUUCAGAAGGUUGGUUCAUGAAGCUAAUGGAGUCAAACACACAGUUUGUAACAAAGAACCCUGAGAAGGCUCACUUAUUCUACAUGCCAUACAGUGUGAAACAGCUCCAACAUGCUAUCUUUGUUCCUGGAUCACAUAACAUUAAACCCUUAUCGAUCUUUAUAAGAGACUACGUCAACAUGCUCUCCAUCAAAUACCCUUUCUGGAACCGCACUCACGGAUCAGAUCACUUCCUCGUCGCUUGCCACGAUUGGGGUCCUUACACGGUGAACGAGCACCCGGAGCUAAGACAAAACACUAUUAAAGCUCUAUGUAACGCAGAUUUAUCAGAUGGAAUCUUCGUCCCCGGAAGAGACGUUUCUCUCCCGGAGACUUCAAUAAGAAACGCCGGGAGGCCGCUCCGUAACAUCGGAAACGGAAACAGAGUUUCCCAACGUCCGAUCCUCGCUUUCUUCGCUGGAAACCUCCACGGUCGUGUCCGUCCACAGCUUCUAAAACACUGGAGAAACAAAGACGGCGACAUGAAAAUAUACGGUCCGCUUCCGCACAACGUAGCUCGUAAAAUGACGUACGUGCAACACAUGAAGUCAAGCAAAUACUGUCUAUGUCCAAUGGGUUACGAAGUGAACAGUCCACGAAUCGUUGAGGCUAUAUACUACGAGUGCGUCCCCGUAAUUAUUGCUGAUAACUUCGUCUUGCCGUUCAGCGAAGUGCUUGAUUGGUCUGCGUUCUCGGUGGUUGUGCCAGAGAAGGAUAUUCCACGGCUUAAGGAAAUACUGUUGGAGAUUCCGAUGAGGAGAUAUCUGAAGAUGCAGAGCAACGUGAAGAUGGUUCAGAAACAUUUUUUGUGGAGUCCUAAACCUAGAAGAUACGAUGUGUUUCAUAUGAUACUUCACUCUAUUUGGUCUAACCUUCUCCAUCAGAACCAAACUUCUAAUCAUGUUCCCAGUUUCAGACAGCAUCCUUGAUUAUGUCUAUAUAUAUAUAUGAAAACAAAGUUGCACUGGUUG